Molecule: messenger RNA, 1386 nt
Organism: Hemisphaericaspora subhashii
Lineage: Eukaryota; Fungi; Ascomycota; Pichiomycetes; Serinales; Debaryomycetaceae
Exons: 2
Coding region: 1-1386 (461 amino acids)
Molecular function (GO): oxidoreductase activity, acting on paired donors, with incorporation or reduction of molecular oxygen; iron ion binding; heme binding
Source: RefSeq, a predicted model, not a curated record
AUGCUUCUUUCUAUCAUAAUAUCUAUAAUUGCUUUCCUUGUAUUUUUCGCCAUUUUUGAUUAUUAUUUCGGUGCUAGUGCUCCAAUACCCGGAAUAUUUCAAAUUCCAGGCAGUCUUCCAUUCAUUGGUAAUCUUCAUCAAGUCCUCGACAAUCCUGCAUUGGUGUAUUUGAAUUGGGCCAAGAAAUAUAAUGUCUCCUUGUUUCAAAUACGACUAGGUAAUAAACGAAUAGUGGUUGCAAACUCAUGUGAGGAUGUUAUUGGAUUAUGGGUUAAUCAUUCUUGUCAAAAUAAUUCCCGACCUUUAUAUUAUACGUUUCAUGGAAUUGUAUCUGCCACUCAAGGGUUUACGGUGGGCUCGACACCUGCUAGUUUAACAUACCAACGGAAGAAGAAAGCAAUUGGUCAAUAUUUGAAUAAGAAAUCAGUUGAUGGACAUUCACAAAUUCUCGAUAAUGAAAUUAAAUAUAUGAUUCGAUAUUUAGUAAAUCAAAAUAAAUUCAUCCAACUAUUUGCUUUAGUUUUUAAUAAGUUUUUCUUUGGUAGAAAACUAAAUCUAAUAAUGUUAUAUUUCCAAUUAUUUGCAUUACGAAGUAGUAUCUUCCUCGCCUAUGGGAUUCAUCUAGAUUGUUAUGGAAAAGAUCGUGAACUCUGUCAAGAAAUCAUCGAUGUUGAAAACAAAAUCAUCCGACUCCGUUCACCCAUCUCCAACCUCGAGGAUUCAAUUCCCAUCCUCCGCUAUAUCCCAUUCUUCUUAGGUAACUCCAAACUCGCCAAAGAUUGUGGUGACCGUCGAAACAAAUACAUAAACCAUUUCCAUCAACAACUAGUCCAAGGCAUCUCCGAAGGCAAUGAAGACUCCCUAAAAUCAAUAGUUGGCCGUAUGAUCCAAACCACAACCACCACCUCCUCCACCCAACAAAACCAAUCCAAAUCCCUCACUGAAUCAGAAAUCCAAUCCAUUUGUCUCACCCUCUUCAUACCGUCAGGAACUCAUUUAUUCAUGAAUGCAUAUGCUGCCAAUCAUGAUGCGGAAUAUUUUGUCCAUCCUUAUCAAUUCAGACCAGAAAGAUGGAUUGAUCCGAAUACGAAGAUGAUUAAGAAACUGAAUGGAUUUCAUCAACAUUUCGCAUUUGGUGCCGGGUCGAGAAUGUGUGCCGGGUAUAAUUUGGCGUUUAAAGAGAUUUAUAUGAUUACUUUAAGGUUGAUAUUGUUGUUUGAGAUUCAUCAACCUUGUGAAGAGAAAUGGUUGAUGGGUUUAGAUCCAUUUGGACAAAAUCUGAAUCCGAGGGCUACAGCUUUUGAACCAAAAGUACAUAAAGUAAGACUUAAUCUUCGUGAAUUACCCAAUUGCGAAGUCUUGUAUGAAAAGAUAUUUAAUGAUUAG